AUGUCCCGCCUCAAGCUGAACCCAACCAUUCCUUUCGGAAUCUCACCUGUGUCGCCCUACCGUAAAGUCAAUGCCGGGGUUGAGACCGCCGCGGCCAGAGUUGCAGAAAAAUUCCAACUGUCGUUCGUUCAGAGUUUGUUUUCCUCCAUUACCGUCGAGGAUCUAGCUUUGAUCGCUCCAACAACCCCGAAAUGGAUCGAAUUAUAUCCAUUUUGUGAUAGACGUAUCACAUCAACGAUCAUAGAUAAAGCGGAAAAAGCCGGCUUUGAGGGAUUGGUAAUCGUUUUGAAGGAAGAAAUGGUGGACGGUUUUCCGUCUAUUCCAGAGUUAACCAACGAAUAUAAACCCCGAUUGUUUGAUGGUAUAAUAGAACAAGGGUUUUUUGGGGCCGAUAUUUCGCAGCUCCUGAUCGACCACAAACUUGAAUCUAAUUGCCAAUACGUGGAGUGGUUGGUCAACAGUACCAAGUUAUCUGUUGUUGUGAAAUGUGACGGAUUUGGUAAUGAUAAUGAUUUUUCAAAUGGAAUAGCUGGAGUGUGCGUUUCGAAUCAUAACGGAAUCGCCAACGUGAAAACUGCUACUCAGUAUCGAAUUCCAAUAAUUAUUAGCGAGGAUAUAAUCAGCGAACAGGAAGCGGCCACAAUAUUGAAAUCAGGAGCGGAUCUCAUAUUGAUCGAACGGCCCAUUCAAUGGGGCUUCAUGAUUGAUGAGCAGAAAGGAAUAGAAGAUGUGUUAAAACUUUACACAAGUGUCUUGUAA
Toxorhynchites rutilus septentrionalis is the source of this 759-nucleotide messenger RNA. RefSeq names its product L-lactate oxidase-like. NCBI's taxonomy places the organism in Eukaryota, Metazoa, Arthropoda, Insecta, Diptera, Culicidae. Gene Ontology annotation, molecular function: oxidoreductase activity. The transcript has 2 exons. The record is from RefSeq and is a predicted model, not a curated record. The coding region runs from base 1 to 759 and encodes 252 amino acids.